AUGUAUGAUGGGGCAGGGGGGACUUAUGAUUCGGGAGAACAGAAGAAGCAAUGGUCACGCCUGCUAGAACGCCGUUUGUCCUGGGAAGUCAGAAAAGGCAUAGCAACAGAGGCUGAAGCUAUGGGUUGGUUGAUUGCUCCAAAUUCUCAGGCUACCAGGGAUAACCUGGACUGGGUUACACAAGUGGACUCACACAGCUGUGGUCCUCUAGCAUGUGCCGCUGCAUGUCUUCUUCUCCAGGGAAUCAGACCGACUGCUUCUGUGCUUGGGGUGAAAUCAUCAACUCUGGCUAGAGGUGAGAGUAGAAAACUACGAACAAGUGUGCUUCAACUGGUGCUUGCAAUGGCUGCACGGGAUCCAGCAAAUGAGUCUAUAUUCAGUCCGAAAGUGAAAAAAUUGAUGGACAAGUCUGUACCUUCCAUGACUUACUACAUAGAUCGCCUGUAG
This is a messenger RNA of Tremella mesenterica DSM 1558, 447 nucleotides long. RefSeq lists its product as uncharacterized. The record is from RefSeq and is a predicted model, not a curated record. Lineage: Eukaryota; Fungi; Basidiomycota; Tremellomycetes; Tremellales; Tremellaceae. The transcript is spliced from 3 exons. Bases 1 to 447 code for a protein of 148 amino acids.